AUGACUGCAUCUCAGAUGCACAAGGUUGACGGAUACAUAGAGUUCUCAUAUGAAGAACUUUCUGAUGUUACAAACAACUUUAGUAUGGAGCAUAAAAUUGGGCAAGGGGGUUUUGGCUCUGUUUAUGCUGGGCUUAUAGGCGAGAAAGCUGCCAUAAAGAAAAUGGAUACAAAGUCAUCUCAAGAAUUCCUCGCUGAACUGAAGGCUUUGACACACGUCCAUCGCUCGAAUCUGGUUGGUGAUCUUAGAUUUUUCAGAGAUAAGGCCAAUUUGGAACUAAUCGUCUCUGUAUCUUAA
Messenger RNA from Miscanthus lutarioriparius, 297 nucleotides. The record is from the annotation of a GenBank genome assembly. NCBI's taxonomy places the organism in Eukaryota, Viridiplantae, Streptophyta, Magnoliopsida, Poales, Poaceae.